Molecule: messenger RNA, 2337 nt
Organism: Entrophospora sp. SA101
Lineage: Eukaryota; Fungi; Glomeromycota; Glomeromycetes; Entrophosporales; Entrophosporaceae
Source: the annotation of a GenBank genome assembly
AUGAAUUCGUUAUUUAGUGGAUCUGAUGCCAAUAAAAUUAUUGUUGGUACUAAAUCCACAAAAUUCUAUGCAAUUGAUCCUACAACCAAAAAGUUGAUAAAAACAUUUGAUAAUAAUGAAAGAGAUAAUGAAAACGAAUGUCCUUUUUUACCUAAAGAUGCUUUAUACAUUUGCAUGAAUGCUCCAAAUGGUGAUAUAUUAUCAACUAAUUCUUAUUCUACUCGAAACGAAUGGCAUCAAGUACUUCGAUCUCCUUUAAAAGUGGAUAAUAAUGAUGACGAAACUUGUCAACUUGAGCAUAUUUUUAGAUUAGGUAUCGAAGGUCCAUCACCCCUCUCUUCGCCAUCGUCUUCAUCACCUUCAUUAGAAAAUAAUUAUUCCUCUUCUGCUUCUCCUUCGAUAGAUAAAGCUGAUUCCAUUAUUAGUUUAACACGUAUUGGAUUCUCGUUAUUCAGUAUUAUUUUAUUGAUUUUUAUUGGUAUUAUUUAUUGGAACAAGUAUAAUAAUAAAAAUGGCAGACAUUUUUUUAACAAAUUAUCGUUGACUCCAUUACUUGGAACAAUUGCACAAAAGUAUAAUGAUUUUAAUGAAACCUUUUUUAGUGACGAUAGUAGUGGCAAUGGUAUUAACCAAGUAAAAUCCAAUAAAAAAGAAGUUGGUAAUAAAAAGAAAAAGAAAGGUAACAAAAACCAUAAUCAUAAUAAUAUUAAUGCAAAUAAUAAGAAAGUCGAGCUUAAAAAUGAUGAUUUGAAAAUAAAUGGCACUACAACUUCUAAUAAAGAAACAACAAUAACAAAUAACAAUAAUAGUCAAAAUUUAGAUGUUAACCUUCCUACUUCAACUAUUGAAAACAAUGCAUCAUCUAACAUUUCCACUGCUGUAGUUAAUGGCGAGUUUAAAUUAAAUUCUUUAGUAAUUACAGAUACCGUUUUAGGUUAUGGAAGUCAUGGUACCAUUGUAUAUAAAGGAAGCUUUGAAGGAAAAGAAGUAGCUGUAAAACGGUUACUGCUUGAUUUUUAUGAUAUAGCACAUCACGAAGUAUCAUUGCUUCAAGAAAGUGACGAUCACCCAAAUGUUAUAAGAUACUAUUGCAAACAACAAUGUGACCGUUUCUUAUAUAUUGCACUGGAACUUUGUCCUGCUUCUUUACAUGAUUUUAUAGAAAGAGGUUCGAUGUUUGAACAUGCGCAUCUGAUAGAGUCAUUACACCCAUCAAAAAUCCUUUAUCAAAUUAUUUCUGGUCUACAUCAUCUCCACUCUAUCAAACUGGUACAUCGAGACAUCAAACCACAAAAUAUUCUAAUAGCUGCUUCAAAACACAAGAAAACAAUCAAAAAGAAAGGUGUGAUUGUUUAUGAAAAAUCGAAAAUCAGAGUGCUGAUUUCUGAUUUUGGAUUAUGCAAAAAGUUAGAAGGGGAUUCAAGUAGUUUUCACAAUACUGCAAACAACAUCGGAGGUACGAUUGGCUGGAGAGCGCCAGAGUUGUUAUCACACACAUCAUUAUCAUCAUCACCAGACAACAAUACUACAGCAGCAGAUGCAUGGACAUCCGUGGACCAAUCAAAUUGUUCUUUUACAUCGUCAGGAUCAUUGAAUAGUGAAGAAGAUUGUCCACGCAGAAUCACAAAAGCAAUAGAUAUUUUCUCCGCAGGUUGCUUAUUUUAUUAUGUGUUGUCCAGAGGAUGUCAUCCAUUUGGAGACCGGUAUUCCAGAGAAAUAAAUAUAUUGAAAGGAGUAUACGAUUUAAAUAAAUUGGAUGAUAUAGAAAAGGAAGGCAUCGAGGCUAGAGAUUUGAUUGAAAGGAUGAUCGAGCGUGAUCCUGAAAAAAGGCCAAAUGCGGAAACAGUGAUGACGCAUCCAUAUUUUUGGUCGUCGUCUAAACGACUUGGAUUUUUACAAGAUGCGUCUGAUAGAUUUGAGAUAGAGGAAAGAGAUCCACCAUCACCGUUACUUAAUCGUCUUGAGCAAGAUUCCAGUAAAAUAAUAGGUACUGAUUGGUACAAACGUAUAGAUAAAAUUUUAGUGGAGAAUCUUGGUAAAUAUAGAAAAUAUGAUGGAGCCAAAAUAAGGGACUUAUUACGAGCUUUAAGAAACAAGAAAAAUCAUUAUCAAGAUCUUCCAGAUCAUGUAAAAAGAUCGCUUGGAGAGAUCCCAAAUGGAUUCCUUUUUUAUUUUGUUUCAAGAUUCCCAGAACUUAUGCUACAUGUUUAUUACGUGAUAGCAGAGUCGGAAUCUUUAAAGAAUGAAAAUAUAUUCAAUUGUUGUAUUUCUUCUUCUAUUGAUAAAAUAGAAAGAGGUGAAGAAGAUAAACGAAAUAAUGAUUGUUAUUCUUCAUGA